AUGGCCCGUCCGCCGCCUCCGUGGAUCAAUGCCGGGAGACCCGGGUAUAAGACUGUUGGGUACUUUACUAACUGGGGAGUCUACGGCCGCAAUUACCAACCUCAAGAUAUUCCUGCGGAGUAUAUCACUCACAUUCUCUAUUCCUUCGCCAACAUCCGCCCCACCGGCGAAGUCUUCCUCACCGACACCUACUCCGACCUCGAAAAGCACUACCCAACCGAUAGCUGGUCCGAGCCCGGUACCAACGCCUACGGAUGCAUCAAGCAACUCUACCUCCUAAAACAACAACACCGCCACCUGAAAACCCUCCUUUCCAUCGGCGGCUGGACCUACAGUCCCAACUUCGCCGCGCCAGCAUCCACGCCCCGCGGUCGCGAAACCUUCGCCCGCAGCGCCGUGCACCUCCUCGCGGACCUGGGCUUCGACGGCAUCGACAUCGACUGGGAGUAUCCAGCCGAUUCAUCGCAAGCGAUGGACUUUGUGCACCUUUUGCGGGAUGUGAGGCGCGUGCUGGACGAGUACUCCGCCACCCAUCUUGGCGGAAAGAGACUGUUAUUGACGAUCGCGGCGCCGUGCGGGCCGGACAAUAUCCAGAAACUGCGGAUAGGCGAUAUGGAUCCGUAUCUUGAUUUCUGGAAUCUGAUGUGUUAUGAUUUCAGCGGGAGCUGGGAUAAGUGUUCCGGCCAUAUGGCGAAUGUGUUCCAUUCGGGGAGGGGGGAGAUUACGCCGUUCUGUGCAGAUGGGGCGGUGACGAUGUAUUUGAGGGGUGGGGUGAGGGAUGCGAGGAAGCUUAUAUUUGGGUUGCCGUUGUAUGGAAGGGCUUUUGAGGGGACGGAUGGGCCUGGGAGCGGGUUCCAGGGUGUUGGGGAGGGGAGUUGGGAGAAUGGGGUGUGGGAUUAUAAGGCUUUGCCGUUGCAGGGGAGUCAGGAGGUGGUGGAUGGGCGGUUGAUGGCCAGUUGGUGUUUUGAUCCGGCGAAGAGGAAGAUGGUUAGUUAUGAUACGCCGGAGGUGGCCGGGAUGAAGACGGAGUAUAUUGCCGGGAGGAGGUUGGGAGGAGCUAUGUGGUGGGAGUUGAGUGGGGAUCAUCAUGUUUCGCAUGAGAGGAGCUUGGUUAAGGGGACUGCGGAGAGGUUGGGUAGGUUGGGUGGGUUGGACGGUACGGAGAAUACGUUGUAUUAUCCGCUGAGUCGCUUUGAGAAUUUGAGGAGGGGGUGUGUUUGA
Aspergillus niger is the source of this 1221-nucleotide messenger RNA. RefSeq lists its product as uncharacterized. Gene Ontology annotation, molecular function: chitin binding; chitinase activity. Lineage: Eukaryota; Fungi; Ascomycota; Eurotiomycetes; Eurotiales; Aspergillaceae. The record is from RefSeq and is a predicted model, not a curated record. Gene Ontology annotation, biological process: carbohydrate metabolic process; chitin catabolic process. Bases 1 to 1221 code for a protein of 406 amino acids. The transcript is spliced from 4 exons. Gene Ontology annotation, cellular component: extracellular region.